Aptenodytes forsteri (emperor penguin) is the source of this 2743-nucleotide messenger RNA. RefSeq names its product trimethylguanosine synthase 1 (gene TGS1). The coding region runs from base 201 to 2573 and encodes 790 amino acids. Lineage: Eukaryota; Metazoa; Chordata; Aves; Sphenisciformes; Spheniscidae. The record is from RefSeq and is a predicted model, not a curated record. Gene Ontology annotation, cellular component: nucleus. The transcript is spliced from 12 exons. Gene Ontology annotation, biological process: 7-methylguanosine RNA capping; 7-methylguanosine cap hypermethylation. Gene Ontology annotation, molecular function: RNA cap trimethylguanosine synthase activity.
AUGUCUCUUUUCAUUUUUACAGAGAUCGAAAAUUAUAUAAACUGGGAUUAAAAGGAUUUUAUGUCAAAGAUGACAAUGAUAGUACAGGGGAGGAACAAGCGUCUGAGGAGGAGAACCGUUGUCCCAAUGUGACAUUAAAGGUGGAUACUAAUCAUGCUCUCGACCUGGAGGAAGUUGAACUAGACUCGGAGGCCGAGCUUAUGAAGAGUAUGGGAUUGCCUCUUCAGUUUGGUGGGCAGUCAGCCCACAGGGACUUUGUGGCAACAGAAAAUUAUAGAAAGAGAAGUAACAUGAAGAUUAUGAAAAAGAAAAAGAAGAAGAAAAAAGAGUUACAGCAAAAACAUGAGGAUAAAAUGAGGCAGGAACGCCAGGAUCGAGCUUGUGGUGGUCAUAUCCAGUCCAUUUCUGGUGAGCUGGCCCUUGCUACAGAGCAACGUGAGAAGAGCAGCAAACCUCAGGUUGUAAGUGAAGGGAACUGUGAAAGUUCAGGAAGUCUUGCAAAUGAGGCUUUACCCAGCGAACUUAAAGAAAGAUGGGAGAAGUACUGGAGUGAGUACGGAGAGGGCCUUCUUUGGCAAAGUUGGCAGGAGAAGCAUCAAGAGGUCUCAUCGUCUGAGGCCACCACAGCUUCUGAGCCUUGGAAUAGUCCGGACACCAGGGAAGAGUGGGAGCAGCAUUAUAGCGAACUGUACUGGUAUUACUGGGAACAGUUUCAGUAUUGGACAAGUCAAGGAUGGACUACUGAGAGCUCACAUGGUGACAACGUGGAAGCUAAUGGGGUUACCCAGGAGACGGGUCUGUCAGGAAAAAUGGACUUGGUUAGCCCAGGGGCUGAACAGAGCGAAGUGCUGAACUUGGAGCUGUCUUCCUCUAACACCAGAAGUGAGGAAACGCUCCCUUCGAGUGCUGAGCCCCACAGUGAAAUAAUCACUGGGAUUUGUAACUUAAAUCUGAAUUUGGAGGAAGCGCAGCAGAGCAGUGCAGCUCUGGCAGUAGCCUGUCAAGGUCCUCAAGAGCGUAGUUCAUCUGACAGUGAAAGCCAGAAGGAACCCUGUGAUGGAGGAACCAGGAAAAGGAGUGCAUCUUGUGAAAAUAAAAGUAUUAACCAGUCAGGUUCGCAGGGGUCAUGUAGCUCGAAUUCAAAUGGCAAAGAACAGUUGCUGCUUCGUGACCGAGAUGAAGAUGAGGAUGAAGAGCCUCCUGAAUACAGACAUGCCAAAGUCAAGAGAAGCCAUGAACUGGAUGUGGAUGAGAACCCAGUGGAAGAUCCUGAGGAAACCUGCUCUGUUUUGGGUUUCAAGUGUGGCACAGGACAAAAGUAUGGUGGAAUUCCAGAUUUCACCCACCGAAGUGUGCAGUACUUGGAGAAAAAAGCAAAACUCAAGUCCAAAUUCUUGGAUAUGCGUAAACCAAGGAAGAGCAAAAACACACACAUCUUCUUUACAGAGGGAUCUGAAAUGUCUUGCAAAAAAAAAAAAACUUUGAAGAAGGUGGAAGAGUUCCUAAAGCGGGUUAAUAAACCUGGGGAGGAAGCCGCAUCCCAGACAGCCUCCCCUCAGGGUAAAGCGGAGGCAUUGUCCGUGAGCAGCGACUCGGAGGAUCAGGAAAGCAUUGCUGCCGCACAGACUGCGACACUGAACGCCGAAAACCAAAAGCCACCGUCUUCCAGUGCGGCCGUCACAGAACCUGGAGGGAAUCACCUUGAGGAGGAAGCGCAGGACGCGGCAGCGAGCAGCUCCGAUGGGCAGGGUGUGGGGAGGCAGGAGCGUGGCUGCGGGCGGCAGCUAGUCUCUCUGGAUAUUCCCGAUUAUCUCCGGGCAGAGACAGAGGACGUCAGCCAAGCUGUAGAUGAAAAAAUUACCGCAAAGAAGAAGGAGAAAAAAAGGAGAAGAAGGAAUAAAAUUGUGCUGGGAGCUAUACCUGCCGAGAUUGCUGCUGAUCCGGAGCUGGCCAAGUACUGGGCACAACGCUACCGGCUGUUCUCUCGGUUUGACGAGGGAAUUAAACUAGACAGAGAGGGUUGGUUUUCUGUUACUCCUGAGAAAAUAGCUGAGCAUAUUGCCAUCCGGGUUAGUCAGUCAUUCAACUGCGACAUCAUAGUGGAUGCGUUCUGUGGGGUUGGAGGAAACGCUAUUCAGUUUGCGUUGACCUCAAAAAGAGUGAUCGCUAUUGAUAUUGAUCCUGAGAAGCUCAGUCUUGCGCGCAACAAUGCUGAGGUGUACGGCGUGGCGGAUCAGAUAGAAUUCGUGUGCGGAGACUUCAUGGUGCUGGCUGCCGACCUGCAAGCAGAUGUUGUGUUCCUCAGCCCGCCCUGGGGGGGCCCUGACUAUGCCACUGCCGAAAUCUUCGAUAUUCAAACCAUGAUUUGCCCAGACGGAUUUGAAAUUUUCAGGCUCUCCAAGAAGAUCACCAACAAUAUUGUGUAUUUUCUACCUCGGAAUGCUGACAUUGACCAGGUGGCUUCCUUAGCAGGGCCAGGAGGGAAAGUUGAAAUAGAACAAAACUUUCUCAAUAACAAACUGAAGACAAUAACAGCUUAUUUUGGUGAUCUAAUAAGGCAUGACAUCUCCUGAACUCAGCGUGGAUUCUUCCAAACCCAACCUCCCUGACUGCUGCUUUGCUUAAGCUUUUGUACAGCUGGCUGAUCAAAAAUGACUUAAAGCCAUUUUCCGCUUUAAUUUCUGUUUACAAAAAAAUUGUUCUGUUUAUUGCUACUGUCAAUAAAUGUUUUAUAAUAAUUUUG